Dioszegia hungarica is the source of this 1308-nucleotide messenger RNA. RefSeq lists its product as uncharacterized. NCBI's taxonomy places the organism in Eukaryota, Fungi, Basidiomycota, Tremellomycetes, Tremellales, Bulleribasidiaceae. The transcript has 3 exons. The record is from RefSeq and is a predicted model, not a curated record. The coding region runs from base 1 to 1308 and encodes 435 amino acids.
AUGCCUACACCAUCUUCAUCCCCUCCCCAAAAGCAGGUCACGCUGCCGGUAGAGGUCUGGUUGCAGGUGUUCCAGCAUCUCCAGCGGCCCCUACCGAAGCCCCGCAAUAAAGACAAUAAGCGCUGGACACUGCGCCAACCUCAUCUGGCCAAGCUUCUCCGAGUGAGCAAGUACUUCUACAACAUUGCAGCACCACUGCUAUACUCCACCAUCGUCACGGAUUCCCUACCCAUCCUGAUUUCCGAUAUCCAUCAUGCUCCCAUCGCCAAGUGCAUCUCAAAGCGUGACCUCCUCAAAUUCACCACCCGGCUGUAUAUCGAGUACAGCUACAAACACGGCAAUACCCACACCGUUCCCUCCCCCAUGCUCAGAGGCCUCGCGGAGUAUCUGGCGUCCAGCACGUCAGACCCCAGCUACACGCUCGAGUCGGUAUGGUGGGAUGUGCAGGAGAUGAAGGAAGCGGCGGAUCUCGCGGAUGCCUGGCAUGCCUGCCUCGGUACGGACGCCCACCCGGAGCCCGUCUUUGCGUCCCUCCGUACUCUAUCCACCGAGGUCUUCCUCCCCCUACGCCGGGCCCAGCAGCAGAGGGAAGACGAGCCAUGGCGGUACGGAGACGACAGAAGACAGACACUGUUUGUCCCCCGGAAGCUUCCCCCUGCCAUCGCGAAUGCGCCCGCUGAAGCUCGGGAAGCGCUCGCCGGCUUCGUCACGGGUACCCCCUCCCUCCGCUCUGUCUGCUACUCGCAAGAGGGCGCGCUACAGCUCGAGGUCGAGAAGAAGGGCACGUGGCCGUCGCAAUCCACCAUCACCAUGCACGCGCCCCUUCAUUCCCGAACUUCCACCUCCCCUCUCGCUAUCCGGGCCGGCGUACCCUUCAGGCUCUACCUCGAGGACGGCCCGCCUGCGACCGCCUCCGAGUGCCGCGCGCCGCACGUACCUUGGAGCAUGGCAAAGGACGUUAUCGGGCGGGCCAUCACAAGCGCCGCGUCAAGGCCUCGGCGGACUGGUCCGAGGUCGUAUUUCGACCUGGAAUUCUGCGUCGAUCACAAGCCCCACCGCGAGCGCACAGGGCCUUGGGAGCAAGAUAUGCUGGUCCAUCGGGAUGCGGCGGCGGCGCUGGAGGUCGAGCUCAGGAUUAUGGCGGCAAAGACGUUCCGCCGUAAGGGCAAGCGAUGGGGUAAUAAGGACCGCCUGGUAGUUCGCGUACUUGCCGACUCGCCUUCGUGUGGUGCUUGUGGCUGGAUCGGGGACGAAUCAGCUUCUAUCGCUUCGGCAUCAACUGUGGACUCAGUGUCUGGUUCGGCCUAG